GGUCUCCACCAGACUCUCUACAGUGGACCACAGUGCCCCUAAUUACUUCCUAUGAUUGCAAAAAAUCGUACUUUGAUAUCAUCACACCUCGCAUGCUGUGUGCUGGUUUGGUAGAGGGUGGACAUGAUGCUUGUCAGGGUGACAGUGGUGGCCCACUAACUACAAAGCAGAAGUCACUCUUCUGGUUAGUUGGCGUCACAAGCUGGGGAUACGGAUGUGCCAGACUAGGAAAGCCAGGAGUGUAUGCAAAGGUCACAACAUUUCUGGACUGGAUUUACCUGCAAUUCAAG
Molecule: messenger RNA, 290 nt
Organism: Rhincodon typus (whale shark)
Lineage: Eukaryota; Metazoa; Chordata; Chondrichthyes; Orectolobiformes; Rhincodontidae
Product: trypsin-1-like
Exons: 2
Biological process (GO): proteolysis
Molecular function (GO): serine-type endopeptidase activity
Source: RefSeq, a predicted model, not a curated record